AAGCGCCCUCUUUCUCGUCCUCAGCUCAGCGGUUUUUUUUCACUGGCGCGCUGUUACGUACCGAAGCCUGCCGGGGAAAUGGCGCUCAGCUCGGCCUGGAAGCGAAUGUCGUGGCUUUAUUACCAGUAUCUGCUGGUGACGGCUCUUUACAUGCUGGAGCCCUGGGAGCGGACGGUGUUCAAUUCUAUGUUGGUUUCUAUUAUUGGAAUGGCACUUUACACUGGCUAUGUUUUCAUGCCUCAACAUAUAAUGGCCAUCUUGCAUUAUUUUGAAAUUAUGCAGUGAAGAAUCUCAGAAAGAAGCCACUUAGAAGUGAAGAUUAGACUGCUAAGAAAACUGAUUAUUUACAACUUAAGGAAUCCUACAGAUGGCAAGAUGAGCACCAAUUGAUGAUUGUGGCAGCCACUGGGGCACAUGGAGAUACAAAUGCAUUUUAUUUAUGUAUAAGAUUCCCUUGUAUAUUUUGUCUAUUAAUACUGUGAUUGUUUGUACCUUUGAUAUCAGUAUUUUCUUAACUUUGUGACUGUCUUAGUAUUACACUAUAAAAGCUUUUCCUAAUGUAACUUUAGGUACAUUUUGCCUUCUGUUUUUUAAUCAACAACUUACCUUAUUCAGUGGAGCUUGAAGCUUUUGCUAUUGUAUACUUAUGUCCAUCUGGGUAUAUUUCUAGUAGAACAUUUUGUAAGGAAGUGUUUAGAUUCAUGUAUAAAUGUGGAUAUACUCAUAAAACUUUCUUAUAAAACUUACUUCGGUCCUUGAGUUGCUCUCUGAAUUGUUUAAAACUGUGGUGUACCUCUCUUGCUUUAACAAUAAAUGGAAAGCUUUUCUUUGUACUUGGAGAAAAACAUCAAAACUUACUAUUGUAUAUAUACAACAGUAUGAAAUA
Messenger RNA from Pseudonaja textilis, 886 nucleotides. It is a transcript of the gene SPTSSA, whose product is annotated as serine palmitoyltransferase small subunit A. Gene Ontology annotation, molecular function: serine C-palmitoyltransferase activity. Gene Ontology annotation, cellular component: serine palmitoyltransferase complex. NCBI's taxonomy places the organism in Eukaryota, Metazoa, Chordata, Lepidosauria, Squamata, Elapidae. Gene Ontology annotation, biological process: ceramide biosynthetic process. The record is from RefSeq and is a predicted model, not a curated record.